AAACUACAAGAAGAACUAAAAAGAUUAAAAGAUGAAAAUGAAACAAUUCGUGAAGAAUUAUUAUACAAUAAAAGUAUAGAUGAACAACAUAAAGAAAGAUUAGAUAAAAUAAUCUCAUUAGUAAACAGAAAGACAUUAGCAGAACAAUUGAAUGAAGAACUACAAGAAGAAAAUCACAAAGUUAAAGAAUUAUACAACCAACUUAACAAAGAAUUUAAUGAUAUUGUUUCAUAUCAACAACAAGAAAUAAAAAAAUUACAAACUAGGGAACAGAUAUUAGAAACGAAAUUAUCAUCAUUUGAAACAGAAAGAAACCUAUUAAAUAAUAGAAAUAAAAUAUUAAAAGAUCAAGUAUCUGAAAUAAAAGAAACUUUUAAAACAAAAUAUGAGGAGAAAAUUAAAGGAUUGGAAAAAAGACUGAAGGAAUCAAUGACAACCCUUGAGACAAGCACAUUGGAAUAUGAAGAAAGAAUUAGAGGAUUAAAUAAAGAAUUAAAAGAAUUGAAAAAAUAUGAACAAAUAUCUCAAAAAAUAAUGGAAAUUUUCAAAAGAAAGAAAAUACAAGAAAAAUAA
Acaulospora colombiana is the source of this 573-nucleotide messenger RNA. Lineage: Eukaryota; Fungi; Glomeromycota; Glomeromycetes; Diversisporales; Acaulosporaceae. The record is from the annotation of a GenBank genome assembly.